AUGGAUAAAACUAAUUUGAAAGAAUCAUCACUAUCAGAAGAGUGUAUGAUUUGUUUAGAAUCAAUUUCUCCAUUUGAUAAAGUUGGUAAAGUCCCCUGUUGUUCCACAAAAAUGUACCAUGAUCAAUGUAUACUUCAAUGGUCUCAAAAGUCCAAUAGUUGUCCAACGUGUAGAAACCGUUUCCAUAAAAUUGAAAUAUCAAUGCAUAAUAAAAUAAUCAAUAGUAUUGCCAUUAAAGAUAAGUUACUACCUAAUCCAGCAAUAAAUGAUAUACCGUCUCAAUAUAUUAUUAAUGAUCGAAUACUAUCGGCAAUAACAACAAACAGAACCAUCACUACAUCAAUAGCAGAAGAAGUAGAAGAAGAACUUAUUGAAGGUGUUUGUUAUAUAUGCUCGAUUAAUUCAAGAAAUGGAAUUAUUUGUCAAAAUUGUGGAUGUAAUUUCCAUUUAAAUUGUCUUGGGGUUAUAGAAGUUAAUGAUUUAUUUACAUGGUGUUGUCCCAUUUGUGAUUGCAAUCAAGAAACUUGGGUUCCACGACGGACAAGAAGGAUAACACCUUGGUUAGAGGUUGAUCAUCAAGAAUCACGUGGUUCAAGACGAUCGAGGAAUACUAAUGGAUUGGUAAUACAUAAUGAUAAUGAUGAAUUAGAUGUUGACUUUUUAUAUAAUAAUGAUUAUAAUGAUGAUGGGAGUAAUGGGGGGAUUUUAGAAAACUCAUUGCAUAGACAAUAUCAUGUACAUCUGCAUCAUAAUCCAGUAAUAAAUGGGGGUGUUAUAUCAAGAAGAGAACAAAGACAAAGAGAACAACUUACAAAUGAAGAAGUCCAAUCAUGGGAAAUAUUUGAUGAAGCUCGGAAGAAUAGUGAAAUAGUACAACACGUCGGUACAAGUGAAUCUACCAAUACCACUUGUUCUAGCAACGCCCCAUUUCUUGGAAGUCUGAAUGAAAGAACUGUUACUCGACAAAGGCGAAAACGGAAAAAAGUGACCCCAAUAGAGACUAUUACUUCUACCUCUAGUGGUAUGAGCACAAUAUCAAGUGAUGGCGGCAGUAGAAUAUCACAACUUAUAGAUCAAGUGAAAACAUCUAAUGGAAAAGUAUCAACAACUUAUAAUCAACAAAUAUCACCGCCACCACAAAAACAACAGCGUGCAUUGUUGGUGACUCCUCUGGCAUCUACUACAUAUUACCCUCAGUCAUCAUCAGACUCGCCAAUGUCAGUCUCUCCUGCUGCUAAUAGUCCUAUGGAACUGGUUUCUUAUUCUAGUGAUGACAAUGAUUAUACUAGACUGCAACAACAACAACAAAUGUCAUUGCUGAAUCAAUUUAGGAGAGAAUUAACAUUAGAUCAAAAAGUUGAAAUUCAGAAACAUAUACGAAAUAAAUUGAGACCGAAAUAUAAACCUAAUGAAAUCAAUAAUAAUACGGACAAUAAUAGUAGUGAGAUUAUAACUAGUGAAGAAGAUUAUAUUAAAAUCAAUAAAACCAUAUCAAGGAAAAUUUAUAAUUAUAUUUUAAAACAAAAAUUGAAUGAAAUUGAUGAAUUUUUCACAAAUCAAGAUAAAUUACGAAAUUUAAUUGAUAAGUAUAUAGAAUAA
Messenger RNA from Candida dubliniensis CD36, 1599 nucleotides. Its product is annotated as ubiquitin-protein ligase. Bases 1 to 1599 code for a protein of 532 amino acids. The transcript has a single exon. NCBI's taxonomy places the organism in Eukaryota, Fungi, Ascomycota, Pichiomycetes, Serinales, Debaryomycetaceae. The record is from RefSeq and is a predicted model, not a curated record.